Durusdinium trenchii is the source of this 1026-nucleotide messenger RNA. NCBI's taxonomy places the organism in Eukaryota, Dinophyceae, Suessiales, Symbiodiniaceae. The record is from the annotation of a GenBank genome assembly.
AUGUAUCGAUGGGUGCAGAGGAACAACAAAACUCUUCCUGUUGAGAUCCACAAGGUGCCCAUUCCUGUUCGUUCUUCAGCGCGGCGCAAGACUGACCAGGGGCGGCCUUGGCCUGUCAUAUAUCUAUCCAGUUGGUUCAAGGUUGCAUUUCAAGAGCCCUAUGGAGGAUUCUUUUUCUUAGCAGGUCAAAGGCUGACCGAGUUGGAUGAGGUAAAGAAAACGUUGUCUCGCUUCUGGAGCCGCUACCGGGGCGUGGAGCCUAAUUUUGUGUUUCCAGAACGGCCAGAUCUCACGAUACCGUUCUACGUGCAUGGAGAUGAGGGCCGAGGUUAUUGCAAGAGGCCAGUUCUGGUAGUGUCUGCACAACCCGUUUUUGGCUGGACAAGUGAUGACAACGCCAACAGCAAGAAGACCCAUGCAUGCUUUAUGAUAGACUUUGAUUGUUUUUGUGCGUCAAGGCACACAUUCACCACUCGCCUCCUGUACAGCCUGAUUCCCAGGGAGCGCUAUGCAGCAGAAGGGCUGGUUUUCAUUGCUGUACAUUGCCGGCAUUUUGGCGCCGGUGCAUGGGAGCUACUCUUGGAUCGGGCCUUUGAAGAUUUCUCUCGCUGGUGUGUGUCCAAUAAGAAGGUGUCCAGCAUCAAAGAGUUCUCGAAAGAGGAGCUGAAGAUCACUUCGCUUCAGCAGUAUCCUCGGGGUCUCGGAAAAGGCAGUGAUGCGGCCUUGGUAAGCAAGUGGAUCGCGACGGUCUUGGAGGGGAUGGAUGAGAACCAAGUCCCUGAAGAGUACCAGAACAUCUUCAAGGUGUUGAAGUGGGGUCACGCAUCCGUUUCGCAGUUCUUCAAGAUCAUUUAUUGUGGGAAGAUUUGGCUGACCGCUCAUGAGGGUGAGCAAGCAGUUCAACAUGGCUGGAUUUUGUUGGAAUGCUAUGGGGCUUUGGCCCGGCUGAGCUGGGAAGCUGGCCUGGCCCUGUGGUACAUCCGUCCCAAGUGCCACAUGUUGGCACAUGUGGUGCUCUCUGGCUGA